AUGAACCACAAAAGACUAGACGCAAUUAAACGUCUCGAGGAGGCGUCGCAAGCUCUGAACAACAUAGCUGUUGCUCACCGCGAACGCGACAUUAACUUCUUUGAGAAUAAGUGGGAAGAACAAAAAGCUCGGCAGCUGGAGGAGAUGAUCGAGUCUAAGGCAGAAAAAAGGGAAUGUCUCGAAAUAAUGCUUGGUUUAGAGGAAGAGCUGGUUCAGGCAAGGGAUCGACUCAAGGCUCUCCAAAACAAGCGCCGAAGAGCAAGGGCCAAUGCUGAAAAGAAUGAGCUGAUGUCAUUGCCGACGUCAGUGGCUGACAUAGAGGAGCAAAUCGAAUUUAUGGCAACAGCCCUUGGUGGUGAAGAGUUUCAUAACCUGGUUGGUGCUACUCGCAACCAAGAGAAUGCGGUCCUCUCUUUAGCUAUUGCUAGGGGGAACCUCUACGAAGCCAAAGUCGGCCUUGUGGAAGCCAGGCUACGUCGUCAUUGGCACUCUGCCCGCCAACAACAAUACAUUGCGCGCCAUCUAUGGAAGAGAACUAGCGAUGUUUGUGUGAAGUAUAAUACAUAUAAAAGGCAGGUCUAUAAAUAUGUACAUAACUAUCCAGAUGCUAAUGCACCACAUCUGCCUGAGCUGGGUCAGAUCAUGACAAUGGAAAUGGAUGAUGAUUUCUGGAACAGAGGCGAACUCGAACCGGAAGCAGGCAAAGAGGGUGAGAUCAAUCGUUUAGGCAUUAACAGUUUCUUAGCUCAACGUAGUUCGCGUGAAGAGCUGCGACGAAUUGCUCGCGAAGCUCAUCAGAUGACCGCUUGGGCCAACAUGUACUAUGAUCGCAUAGUAUCCCUUAAAAACCGAAUUGAACAAGCUGUUGGAGCAGACCGAGUUCGAAUGUUGUCUCUGUAUAACAUUGUGAAGAAACAGGCAAGCAAGCUAUGGAAGAGAUGGGGCUUUGACCUUAAAAAGGAACUUGAAGCAAUGUCCACCUAUAUCAAUGUGGAUAAUGAACUUUAUUUAAAAAUGAAAGAUGAUUUUGAGAAGGUAACUGAUUGGGCAGAGGAGGAAUGGAGAAUGAUGGCUGGGAAGCCAGUCAUACGUGCUCAGGAGCCAGACAUAUAUGAGGAAGAUGAAGAUCUAUUAUAUGAACAGUUGUACGACAAUUUUGGGGAACUCAGAGUAUAA
This is a messenger RNA of Melampsora larici-populina 98AG31, 1176 nucleotides long. RefSeq lists its product as uncharacterized. The coding region runs from base 1 to 1176 and encodes 391 amino acids. The record is from RefSeq and is a predicted model, not a curated record. The transcript is spliced from 5 exons. NCBI's taxonomy places the organism in Eukaryota, Fungi, Basidiomycota, Pucciniomycetes, Pucciniales, Melampsoraceae.